Molecule: messenger RNA, 1139 nt
Organism: Alosa sapidissima (American shad)
Lineage: Eukaryota; Metazoa; Chordata; Actinopteri; Clupeiformes; Clupeidae
Product: C-type lectin domain family 4 member K-like
Exons: 5
Coding region: 367-861 (164 amino acids)
Source: RefSeq, a predicted model, not a curated record
UGUACAGAGUAGUUGACCACAAAGGUGACUUCCUUCACUGACCGAAGCUACUAAAGCACUUCAAGGAAAUGUCUCCUCCCUUCACAUUCUGUAUGUGAAAGACGAAGAUAGUUCUCAAAGUAACUCUGAUAUAGUAUGAACUCAACCUUUUAGAACUCCAGCAAUGACUCAGAAUGGGAAAGCUCUCAGGAAUAUCAUGCAGGCUAAAGAAACAGAGGUUGAGGGAAGGAGUACACUCUUCUAUUCUUUCAUUAAAGCAUACCCUCAUUGCUGUUCCACAGGACACAAUAGUAUUGAGGUUUUCUGAGGUGAUCUCACAGACACCAUAAUUGUAGUUUUGGAAAUCUUUUGAGUAUAUCGAAAAUUAUGCAUUUCCUAGUAACCUUAAGUUUGUGCCAUAGAUCCUACAGAAUUGCAGCUGUGUGCUUUGGGGUGCUUUGUGUUCUUCAAGCAGCGCUAAAUGUUUCCCUACGUCUGUUGUUAAUGUUUUCAGACCACAACAAGUUAGACACGCACGAUUUCCAGGCUGAGUACUCCACAGUAAGUACAGAAAAAGACGUCUUACAGACAAGUCAACCAUUGUUAUGGAAAAAACACACUGAACUAAAACAGGAAUGUAAUAAGCUUCAAAGGAAACUCUAUAAUCUGGAGAAAUUCCUUCAACAAGGAUGGAGUUACUUCAAUUCUAGUAUUUACUUCAUCUCCUCUGAGAGAAAGAGCUGGAGCUCCAGCAGGAAGGACUGCAGAGAGAGAAGUGCAGACCUGGUCAUCAUAAACAGUAGAGAGGAACAGGAAUAUCUGAAAAGAUUUGGUGUGGAUAUGUGGAUGGGUUUAACAGAUGCCGAUAGUGAGGGGCUGUAGAGAUGGGUAGACAAUGAACCCUUGGUCACAGGGUACUGGAUGAAUGGUGAACCCAACAAUGGUUUUGGACAGACAAACGAGAACUGUGCUGCCUUUAAUUCUGUAGUACUCAACAAUGUGAACAUUUGGUUUGAUACAAAUUGCCACUUCGCUUUCAACUGGGUUUGUGAGAGAAGGGUUCAUCUUUAGCCACAGCAUACAGAUAUCUAACAGCUAAAAUAUAAAUGCCAGAAAUAAAUAAAUAAAAUACUGUUUACAGUUUUUUCUGAAUGCUUAAA